Molecule: messenger RNA, 1954 nt
Organism: Tuber aestivum (summer truffle)
Lineage: Eukaryota; Fungi; Ascomycota; Pezizomycetes; Pezizales; Tuberaceae
Source: the annotation of a GenBank genome assembly
AUGGGAUACUACUAUAGAGCCGGAACGCUGACUACAGCGGUGCUCGUUGUCGGAGCUUGUACGCCUUUUACUUUCCUCCAGUCCAUCGGCCACCACCCCUUAUAACAAUCUGUCCAUAGCUAACAAACGAACGAUUGAAACUGGUAGAUAUGCUUUUCAAUGGAGAGGGCGAGGCUUUCAACGUGGGUUCCAUUUAUGCACCGCCACCACCUCCACCACCUCCUCCUUUGCCCUUCUCUUUUGACGAGGCUAACUGUUCACUAGAUCGGUCGAUUUUUGGAGGAAACAUCGCCAUACACCUGGGCCUCGCUAGGUGUAGCAUUAUGCAUAGGCCUCAGCGUCGUCGGCGCAGCAUGGUAACAACUCUCGUCCCAACCAUCACCCCAGGAGUUAACACCCAUGGGCCAGGGGAAUAUUCGUAACUGGCUCAAGCAUAAUUGGCGGUGGUGUGCGCGCCCCAAGAAUCCGCACAAAGAACUUAAUCUCCAUCAUCUUCUGCGAAGUGGUAGCCAUUUACGGUGUAAUUAUGAGUACUUUUCCCCUUCCCCUCUUCCCCCUACCUCCCUUCAUCAUUAACAUCCCUGCAGGCAUCGUCUUCUCGGCAAAAUUGUCCGACGUUCCCUCGGAUGCCCUCUACGAUCCGAAAAACUACUACACGGGCUAUGCAAUAUUCUGGGGUGGAAUAACGGUCGGCAUGUGUAAUGCUGUGUGCGGAAUCGCUGUGGGGAUAACCGGAUCGUCUGCAGCGCUGGCUGACGCGGCAGACCCCUCGCUCUUUGUCAAGAUCCUUGUCAUUGAGAUUUUCGGCAGUGUGUUGGGGCUUUUUGGGCUGAUUAUUGGGUUGCUGGUUGCGGGGAAGGCGGAGGAUUUUAGUUGAUUUGGUGGCCGUGGUUAUGGGCAUAGGUAUGGGGGAAGGGGGAGUGGAGGUAGCGAGAAAUACAUGUAAUGAAUACCAAGAGGAAAGGAAAGGGAGUAAAAAGAUUGGCAGACUGGAUGGGUGGUAGGGGGAUGGGAGGCGGCGGCCUUUUCUCGCGCGGUAACUAUGCUAUGGAGCCCGCUGUAUUAUUAUGUAUUUGGUAAAGGUUUCGUACAACGACUAUAUCCAAUUAUGGAUACCGGUAAUUUUCGUUACCCUGUGUAGCAUACGAUACUAUACUAUACUCCAUUGUGCUCGGGAAAGCUCUGUCCGUGAAUCCAAUCCUUUAUUAACAGGAAAGUACCAUAUAAAAGGAGACCACCGCCAGAGCGUAUCGACGUAAAUCAACGUCUACCAACCAUGUUUAUACCCCAGCUGGCUAGUACCCCGGUAACCACUGUCAACGAUAUAUACUUGUAGUGCAACCGACCUAAAAUGUGGUCCAGCGAUGAAACACAUGCCGAAGUGACCGGAGUUGCCGAUGCUGAGACCAAACCACCAGAGUGUAUAUUAUUGGCAAUUAUGCAUACCUGUUCAAUCCUGCAGCACAGUAGACCCUUGCCCAACUCACUUCCUAUUAGAAAAAUGUCACAUUAUCCCUAAAGACAAUCAUUGCUGGACAGCCUAUCCUAGGAGCCCCACUUUCUUGGUGUUUAUCUUAGUCUGCUGCACCGAACUUUUCAGUACAUGUUUCAUCUUCAUACAAACUCUUUUCAAUUUCUCUUUUUUCAUAUCUUUUAUUGCAAAAAAAAAAAAAAAGUGAGAUACUCUCAUGCUUUUUUUACUCUGAUACUUGUUAUUUUGGAGGAGUUAUUUCGUUGCCGGUUUGUAUGUAGUUGGUUGGACCAGGUUUCAAGAAAGCUGAGCCAUAUUAACACGAGCCGCCCCACUACAACCCCUCAACCGAUCAACAUUCACCACCAUACUGCAAUCCUAUUGACCCGUAUAUACUGGUAUGAAUUUCUAGAAAGUUUGUAAAAAAAAAAAAAAACAUCAAAGCCACCAAGAAACGCCCAAGACCAGAGAAGGUCGGAAAAC